GGGGGUGGAGACCUGUGACGAAGCUGAAUAAAACGACACACGGUUUAGAGUUGUAGAAUAUUUUAGCAGUCGAGAGGUCUGACUUUGACUCAUUACUUCCACCAUGCAGACGACUACUCGCCUUUUCGUGUUCCUUGCGGCUGCUUUCUGCUUGGCCGGUCUGGCAAGAGGAGCCUCCAUUCCCAGUGGAGGAACACCACCCGAUUGUGGCCAGUACAUGAUUCCUGCGUGCCCCCGCAACUUUGAUCCGGUCUGUGGUACCAACGGAGUCGCGUAUGGAAACGAGUGCAUGCUCUGCGCGGACAACAUGGAGAAGAACACAAACUUCUUAAUCAGCAAAAGGGGAGAGUGCUGAGAGCCGUCUGCACUGCAAAUAUCCAUCGUUUAAACCAUGUAUAGAAAACAUUAAUCUUUUAUCUACUUUGCUAAAUAAAUGAGUUUUUGAAAGUUUUAAUAUACCAUUUAUCAAAGAA
Molecule: messenger RNA, 473 nt
Organism: Lepisosteus oculatus (spotted gar)
Lineage: Eukaryota; Metazoa; Chordata; Actinopteri; Semionotiformes; Lepisosteidae
Product: trypsin inhibitor ClTI-1-like
Molecular function (GO): protein binding
Source: RefSeq, a predicted model, not a curated record